Diuraphis noxia (Russian wheat aphid) is the source of this 1771-nucleotide messenger RNA. RefSeq names its product folate transporter 1-like. The record is from RefSeq and is a predicted model, not a curated record. Gene Ontology annotation, cellular component: plasma membrane. NCBI's taxonomy places the organism in Eukaryota, Metazoa, Arthropoda, Insecta, Hemiptera, Aphididae. Gene Ontology annotation, biological process: transmembrane transport; vitamin transport. Gene Ontology annotation, molecular function: vitamin transmembrane transporter activity.
CGCGCGCGUAUGGACAAUAUAAAAUAAACAUAUUAUAUUUGUCGUGUAUUAUCGUUUGCAUUAGUUGGAAAUGUACUGUAUUACAAAUAAGUUCAAAUGAUCAAUUUGUUAAAACAGUUACCAAAUUCAACAUUCUAUAAUUGAUUCCAACAUUAAAUAGAUGGUCUUUAUAUUGUUUUUUUUAAUGCAUAUACCCUUCAACGGUUUUAUUUAAUAUAUUUUUUAACAAUUUUUAAAUCAUGGAAAAUUGGAAAACUGUGUCUUUGUUUGUUUGUGUAUUUGCUAUGGUUAGAGAAAUACGCCCAAUUGAGCCAUUUUUUACGUCAUACCUCAAAAGUAUGAAUUUCACAUCAGACCAGAUUAACGAAGAAAUAUACGCAGUGGGGACUUACUCGUGUCUAGUAUUAGCUGUUGUAAUAUUCUUGGUUACAGAUUAUUUCCGUUACAAACCGUUGAUAAUUGCUGACGGGAUUGCUGGAAUUUUUACAUAUGCAUUACUACUAGGAACACCGAGUUUAUUCAGAGUUCAAAUGGAACAAAUGUUCUUUGGAUUUUUUUAUUCAUCAGAAGUUGCGUUCACUACGUAUUUGUAUGCCAAGGUCGACGACAGACAAUAUUAUCAAAAAAUCACCAGUCUGGUGAAAGCAUCUAUGUUAUUCGGCAGAUUCCUAUCUGGAUUAAUUGCGCAAGCUGUUGUUUCAACACACUUAUUGAGCGAAGUUUAUCUACUAUACAUCAGUAUAUUUAGUACUUCAUUUGUAACAUUAUGGUCGUUAGUCCUGCCUAAUGUAGAACACAGUUUAUACUUUCAUAGAAAUAAGGAAUUAUCAGUAAACAAUAAACGACAUCAAUCUAAUGAGGUUACCAUUGAUGAUAAUGUGUCUAAUGAUGGUCCUAUAACUUCAAAAGUUUCUAAAAUUAAAGAAGUCAAGAAGAUGAUUUCUGAUGACUUUCAAUCGGCAUAUAAAAAUACUUAUGUAGUGAAAAAAUGUUUUUGGUGGAUAAUUGCUGUUGUUGGUCACAUCAUAGUAGCAACGUAUAUUCAAGUUUUAUGGGAAGACGUGAACAAUAAUAAAAAAGAACUAAUGAAUGGCGCCGUUGAAUCUAUACACACUCUUUGUGGUGCCGCGGGUGCAUAUGCAGUUGGUCACUUGAACUAUGAUUGGAAAAAAUUUGGUGAUGUUAUAUUUACAGUUGGAACCUUUGUUUUGGCUUUAUUACUAUUCAUAAUAUAUUGUUGCAAUUCAUUAUGGAUAUUAUACCUAUUAUACAUUAUGUUUGGUACUUGUUACCAAAUAUUGUUAACUAUCACUACCUCUGAGGUUGCAAAGCACAUAAAACCCGACAGUUAUGGACUAAUAUUUGGUUUUAAUUUGUUCAUGUCAUUAUUGAUAAUAUCAAUAUUUACAUUACUAUUUAUCCAAGGCCUUGUUUUUGUUAUAGGGACAAAAAAUCAGAUAUUAACUGUUUCUCUGAUGUUUACUUUGAUGUCUGCAUUACUAUUUGUCACGGCUGUUAGAAAAUGGAAAAAAUAAAUUCAUGAAUACUGUGAACCAUUGAAGAAUGCUUUAACCAAAGACAAGGUUUAUAUAUUUAUAAAGAAUAAGAAUGAUGCUUGUAUGAACUAAAGACAGUGAUUCCUACAUAACUAAUUUGCUCACAUAACACAAUUGCAUGAAAUGGCCAUAAUACAUGAUAAUUAUACCAUUUUAAAAAUGAUUUUGUUGAGAAUUAUGUAUUUUUUUGUUGAAUAAAAGAAUCGUCUUUUGAA